AUGGCGACUACUACCUUCGAUUACGGAUCAAUUCAGAGCUCAUCACAGAGAAGAGGAGUAGCGAUGGUUUUAGCCAUGGUUACCGCCGUGGUGCUUUCGCCGUUGUACGUGAAUGGUCGACAGAAAGAAAGUCACUUGGAGACGAGAUUAUGGAGCUCUGGAUUUGUUCUGCCGAUGGUUCUUGCAGGGUUGAUUGUCGCCAUUAAAACAACUUCAUCUUCUUCGUCGUCAUCAAAUGAUGCAUUGUGUGAAGAUGAUACGUCGUCGUCGUCGUCGUCAUGGAUGCUAAGAGUUGGGAGUUCGUCGUGGGGAUUAGCUGGGGUUCUUGGGAUGUUCUUGUUUGUGGUGUAUUGGCACGACACUGUUCAACAUUUAUUCUGGAGAUAA
This is a messenger RNA of Lactuca saligna, 387 nucleotides long. Lineage: Eukaryota; Viridiplantae; Streptophyta; Magnoliopsida; Asterales; Asteraceae. The record is from the annotation of a GenBank genome assembly.